Symsagittifera roscoffensis is the source of this 2923-nucleotide messenger RNA. Its product is annotated as probable cyclin-dependent serine/threonine-protein kinase DDB_G0292550. NCBI's taxonomy places the organism in Eukaryota, Metazoa, Xenacoelomorpha, Acoela, Convolutidae. Gene Ontology annotation, molecular function: protein binding; RNA binding. The record is from RefSeq and is a predicted model, not a curated record. The coding region runs from base 437 to 2509 and encodes 690 amino acids. The transcript has 2 exons.
UCUAUGUCAGUGGAUAGUGAUAUUGUAACCAAAUGACUUGUGGUAAUCAGAAACCGAGAGCGAGAAAAAAUCAACUGCUUCUAUCAAUGCCUAUACUUCUAAAGUGUAUACCCCACUAGCAGAUCAGGCUGUUGUUUUGUGUUUGUAUCUGGUUUUUCUUAUGAUUAUCGUUGUUUUUCAUCUUAAACUAUCUUCUUUCCUCCUCACCUGCUAAUUAGUUUCUAGAAUUUGGUUAAGCUGAGCAAUUGAGGUGCUUCAUUCUUAAGUUUAGUUCGUUUUGUUUCAUACUUGAAAAUCGAGAACUGGUAAUUGUUCUAUCUCUAUAUCACUGUGUCUUUCCAAUCUUCAUUCAUUUAUCUUGUUGAGUUAUUAGCGUUUAUUUACCAAACAAAAAAUCUCUAUUCUACAUAAGUUCCUUUUCUAAAAAUUAUCUUAAAUGGAUACAUCAACGUCAAUUUACAGUGCUUCAGUUGGUAGCGGUGGAGAUAACAGUUAUAACCAGAUAAACAGAACCAAUGACCCCUUUUCGCCAUCUCAGAAUUUAGAACAUAGUCUAAACAACCCCUCCGCCGCCGCCUCUUAUCACACACAGCCUAUGCAGCUUAUAUCGCACCCUGAUACCACAAACAGUAAUACGAAGCAGCAACAUCCCCAGUGCUACAGCUACGGCGUCGUAUCCAACACACCACCGCACACUGCGAUUAGCACUUGCUCAAAUGGAACCAUGUCAGGUACGAGAAGCACCCAAGGCGGGGGUGUACAUGUGGGAGUGAGUAGUUACGGAGGGGUAAAUAUCAACAACAACAACAACAACAACAAUAGUAGUUAUAAUAAUAACAACAGUGGUUUUCUGUUGAAUUCGGCCUCGUCUCUGCCUUCGAUUUCGACCAGAUAUCCGGCCAAGAUCCAUUACAAGUUGAACAGGUCCAGUCCCACUCACCCGGCCAGUCAGACUGGUGGCGGUGGUGGCAACAACAGUGGCAGCAGUCCCACCACCUCCAACGUGUCCAGUCCUCUGGGCUCUGAACAGUGCAGUCCCCUCCUCAGUCCCUCCUCCUCCGCCCCCUUCAAUGCAACUAACAACACGGAGAAUUCACUCUACGACAUCCACGAGGAAAAUGACAACGACAGUGCAAUGCUAUCGGAGAACGACAACAACCACGAGGACAUCCGCCACCAGGAACUGCCUCGGAUACCUCAAAAUGGAACCGAGGAGGGGGAAGAGGAGAGGAAACAGCAGACACUUUCGAGCAACUCACAAUCGACACCUGUGAGAGGCUUUGGGGGAGUUGAGAUGGUUUAUCAAAACACGAGGGAGAUGAGUUGUGCUAGUGAAGAGAGUGUGAAUAUCAACCGGCGAGAGAAAGACCAGGACGGAAUGAGACACAGAGGCAGUUUCCCCAAAAGCCAGAAUGUCAAUGGUCACAUUGGUGGACACAGUGCAUAUAACCAACUGUACAAUGACCACGAUAGAGCCAUGAAUAAUGGGCAAAUAAACACUUAUGGGGAGAGUGUGGCCUCAAAUGGAGGGGAACACCAGCGACAGUUUAAUGGGUCGAGUGGAUUAGAAUUCGGAGUGGGUGUGGUUUCUUCGGUUGACAAGGAGGGAAUGAUCAGUGAUGGAGGUGGGGGUGAGAGUCGCAUCAGUACUACUACUACUAUGUGUGCUACACUGGAGAGUGCGUUGUCCUCCUCACAUUUCAACCGUGGCAGUGUGAUUGAACUGUCGAACAAGAAUCUGAAGAGAAUCGAGAAUAUCACCACUGAAGACCUCAUGCAGUCCACAGGCAGCAACUGUCUCACUUUCGCCAAAGUGAGCAACAUCACAGUCGUCCACAACGAUCACCACAGUCACAGCGAAUCCUCCGAUUACCACCAGCAACAGACUGCUCCGAGGGACAGCUCACAGAGAAUUGAGGUUACCCUGGAGUCCGACGGGCUGUCCUUGACCACCACAGCUAAUGUUGAGCAGCCGUUCAUUAGUCAGAGUGAGGGGUGGGUGAGUGCCUCGCCUAGUUUGACAUCCAGGCUGUAUGGUCUGGACUGUCAGCCAAUAAAACACGGUACUAUGCUUCUCAUAGGGUUCAAAGCCUCAAACGGCCCUGCGAAGCCCAAUACGAUAGCAGCAGAUUCGGCUCUGCGGCCAAGUGAAAACUCUCAAUUGAAUGGGUCGCAAAUUUCGUCUAGCUCAGCUAUGGACGCUUAUAGGGACGCAAACAGGAACAUACUAGGCCUGCAAAGCAGCCAUAGUAUGGACCACAAUGGAUUCUCAACCGCGUGCAAUGGGAACAAUAACAGGACAUCUGCCUCCACCACCUCCGGGAGGUUUGAGAAUAUGUCCUCCGCAGUGUCGGGAGGGGGACCCAGAUCAGCCUUCACGCCUAUUCCAAUGUCUCCCAGUAGGCAGAAUUGUAACCGGAAGAGAGCCCUUGGCCUUGACUCUAAUUUGGUGCAUGGAAAUGUAUCGGGAUCAAAGACGCCUGUGCUAGAGAAACAUUCGGACUACUAACUUAUCGGCCUUUAUCCCUGUGCACUCCUCCGAGCGUCUUUCGACACCACGCGAGCGUGUAACUGAUGGCUUUGUAUUUCUCUGAAGACGACAUAAACUGACAAGUGCUCAUUUCCUUUUGUAUUGAAAGUGAUGAAGUAAGAAAUGGAUGCUUGGAGCUUCAAGAAAAGUUUCUUAGAAGAUUAUCGGCAGUGGAUAUUCUAUUGGGAUGAUGAUUUGAUUUGAACUUUUGCAGAAAUUUUCCAGCUCUUCUCCUUAGAAUAUCGUCUUGUGUCUCAAACUAAAACUUCAUUCGAUCUAUUUCGAAGAGCUUAACAUUGUGUUACUAUCACAGAUAUAACGCAAUAUUUUGAAACUAGUUCUAAGUAAAGUGUUUUUCUUAGUCGAAAAAGAGAUAAAGGAACAAAGUACUGG